This is a messenger RNA of Thamnophis sirtalis, 1668 nucleotides long. The record is from RefSeq and is a predicted model, not a curated record. Lineage: Eukaryota; Metazoa; Chordata; Lepidosauria; Squamata; Natricidae.
GUGCACUGGAUUCAUCUUCCAGAAGGUUGGCAAAUUAGCAGCGACCGCAGUGGGAGGAGGCUUCUUUCUGCUCCAGCUUGCAAACCACACGGGAUACAUCAAGAUCGACUGGAAGAUGGUUGAGCGAGACGUGAGCAAAGCUAAAAAGCACCUGAAGUUUUCUAGUAGCACCUCCAGCAAGCUGGCGCCAGAGGUGAAGAGCCAAUUUGAUGAGGCGAUCAAUUUCCUGAAGAGGAACGUCCUGCUAUCUGGAGGCUUCGUUGGCGGCUUCUUGCUCGGCAUGGCCUCUUAGGAAUCCCACCCAAUCCGCCUUUCCACCGGCUGGUCUUGCAGCCCCCUCCCACUGCUUGGUCCCUCCGCCGCCUGAUUAGCCUGCUGAAGCAUUCAGCCUCCUGACUGGCCUCUCUUUUGAUACCUGCAAAGUAGCAUCCAGAAACACCACCGCUAGCCUUCCUCCCCACCCCUUCCUCCCCCUGUUUGUUCCUGCUUUUUAAUUCGACGCAGGAGGGAAGUUGGACCGAUCUUGAAGAUGCUUUCGAUCCCUGCCUAAGAUGCCAAAAUCUGCAGAACGCCCCCUUCCCUCCCACACAUUUAUUUUUAUUUUUAUUUCUUCCUUUACUGGCGUAAACUAGACAACUUCACUGUGGAAGGACUCAUAGCCCCCUGCUUAUGCGUCCGUCUUCUCAUUAGUGUCAAGAGUCUCUCCUAGCAGACCAAGGAAGCAAGCAGAUCAACGAGGACGGGACGGGAGCAUGUCCUGGAAUAACUGCCUCCAGAAAUGGCUGCUUCCCCCUGGCUUCCUAACGCAGCUCGUCCCUAAGAGCAGCAGCUUCUUGGACUCAACUCAUCCAAGAUUUGGGUUGUUUUUUUUUAAUUUAUACUACAAGAUGACUGGAAUAAUCUGUGGAAACCCUCUGGCUCUGCUGUGUGGAAUUCUCUGUCUUCCUCUUUGUCCGACCGGAGGAAGCCUGGAAGACUCGGGUAGUGUGGCUGCCUCUCAAGGAAAAUAUCUUAAAACUGGGGUUUUAUGUAGUGGAACGGCAGCAGGGUUAGAGCUUGGAGCUGUUAAAAGAUAAAUUCGAGUCUCGGUAGCAAUUGCUAGCGAAUCCCGGGAAUGGAAUUAAUGUGGAGGGUCUCCACCGUCUGGUUCAGAACUCCUGGGCGGUGGGAUGCAGGGGGUGGGGUGGGGUGGAAGCUGGGUAGGUCUGCUUAUGCCCUGAGGUCUGCAUAGGAGAAUUAACUUUUAGCCCAGAGCAAAAGCAGCCAAAUUCUGGGCUCCCAAGUUAGUUUCCCUUUAUAGGAAUUGCGAUAUUGAGCAGGGAGAGAGAGAGGCUUUAGGUCUGCUUUCUCCUGGAGUUCUUGCCAUCUUAUCUGUGGGAUAGCGACAAUAGCUCGUAGAACUGUCAUUCUUCCCCCCCACCCCCCAGUUCCUAUAAAUGCAUACGUUAUGGAAUAACAGCAGCUUUCUUCGCCUGGAACCUCUGUCAUUGGUUUUUAUAGGUAGAGCUCUGUGCCGUAAAAGCUUGCACCGUCCUAUUUUCAGCAAUAGCGAUAGCAUUUGCACUUAUGCACCGCUCCGUAGUGCUUAUAGCAUUCUCUGGGUGGUUUACAAGGUAGAAAUUGUAUUUUGCACAUUGCCCCCCAACAAUUUGGUCCUCCUUUUACCAA